AAGGACCUCUGGCGGAGGAGGAAGAAGAAGAAGAAGAAGAAACAGCAGCAGCAGCAGCAGCUUGAGAAGGCGUACUCUGAACGCUCCCUCGCGCGAUAUGUCGACAAACUGAGGAGUGGACUCGGUGGCAGAUUGGUGUAAUUCGACGAGAAGAAGUUGGAGUGAGGAGUUUCAGCUCUCGAAAUGGAAGGGGCGAAGCUAGCCGUUUCGGUGGUUACUAUCGCACUGUUUUUCGCCGUCGUUGGAGCUGCCAGACAUUAUGGAGGCUCCUUCGAGGAAAUCAUUCAGAUGCCAACUGACCGAGUGACGGAUACGGCUGAAGAUGCUGCUGAGGCCGAGCGUGGGACGCGUUGGGCAGUGCUGCUUGCUGGUUCCCGAGGGUAUGGGAAUUAUCGUCACCAGGCGGAUAUCUGUCAUGCUUAUCAGAUAUUGAGACGAAACGGCGUAGCUGAGGAGAACAUAGUUGUGUUCAUGUACGAUGAUAUUGCGGACAACAUCGAGAAUCCUCGUCCUGGUGAAAUUAUCAACUCUCCUACGGGCAGCGACGUUUACCAUGGUGUCCCAAAGGAUUAUACAGGAAAAGAUGUAAACACGCACAACUUCUUCGCUGCCAUUCUGGGAGACAAGAAUGCGAUCACAGGUGGUAGUGGGAAGGUUGUUGAUAGUGGACCCGACGAUCGUAUCUUUAUCUACUACUCUGACCAUGGUGGUCCAGGAAUUCUUGGUAUGCCCUCCCCUCCGAAUAUGUACGCUCCUGACUUGAUUUCAACUCUGAAGAAGAAAUACGAACUGGGCACGUACAAAAAGAUGGUCAUAUAUUUAGAGGCUUGUGAGAGUGGUAGCAUCUUUGAAGGUCUUCUUCCUGAAGGAUUGAACAUCUACGUCACAACUGCUUCGAAUGCGGAAGAAAGCAGUUGGGGUUGCUACUGUCCUGGAAUGGUUCCUUCUCCUCCACGAGAAUUUGAAACCUGUCUGGGUGAUCUUUACAGUGUUGCAUGGAUGGAAGAUAGUGAAGUACAAAAUUUGAAGAAGGAAACCUUGAAGGAUCAGUAUGAGAUUGUCAAGAAGAGAACUUCAAACCACAACACGUAUCGUACAGGAUCUCAUGUCAUGGAGUAUGGAGACAUUGAAGUGCAUGUGGAUCAGCUUGCUUUGUACCUUGGCUUCGACCCAGCUAAUGAAAAUGUUACCUUCCCCGCUAUCCCUGACGGCGUCCAAAGUACAAAUGGGUUUACUGGAACUAUCGGUGUCAACCAAAGAGAUGCAGAUAUGCUCCACUUGUGGCACAAGUUCAGCAAUGCUGCGGAAGGGACUGAGCGCAAAAGUAAAGCUGCGAAGGAGCUGUUGGAUACCAUGUCUGUCCGUAUGCAUAUAGAUUCGAGCGUCAGGAUGAUUGGAGAGGUUCUUUUCGGUUCCGAGAAGGGUCCCACUAUUCUGGAGUACGUAGUGCCCUCAGGACUACCAUUGGUGGAGAACUGGGAUUGCCUCAAGGCCAUGGUGCGCGCCUUUGAAAGCAAGUGCGGAUUCCUCACUCAGUACGGUAUGAAGCACACUCGCGCGUUCGCCAACAUCUGUAAUGCUGGAAUCAGCGUAGAAAAAUUGUCUGCAGCCGCAACAGAAGUCUGCGCCAGCACCAGCGAUGUUUGGCAGCCUUUGACCGAGGGAUUCAGCGCCUAGGUGGGGAUCUUCCUCGAGUUUUCAACCUUCUUGUACAAUUGGACGAGAUCAGUACAUAGAUAAAUACGCCUUUUGAAUUGGAUUGUGCUUUGGCCUGGGAUUGGAGGCCAUCUAAAAGCCGAAAGAUGUGCAUCUCGCCUUUUUGUGGAGAUUAAUCACUCCAUGAACUAGUAUAGGUUUCAAUAGCAAAGGUUACGAAGGGAGCUAACUUUCCCUUCAUAGGGAUGAUUGGCAAAUAUUCAUGUACAGUAUGUUGUACAUUCGCUACGAAUCUUUAAAUUUAUAUCAAAUAGACUACUAUGGUCAUGAUACCCACCAUGAUGAUAGUGGACCUCCCAUGUAGAUUGUCAGGACUUUAGUUUACUUGCUGCGCCAUCUCUUUAUGGUCAGAUGGCAACAUCUUUCCAUUUUGUAACGCUGGCCCGCCAAUGAACUACAUGUACUGUUAUUGUUUGUAAAUGAAUAGUUAUUUCCUGGGCUUUAUUCCUCACA
Molecule: messenger RNA, 2169 nt
Organism: Marchantia polymorpha subsp. ruderalis
Lineage: Eukaryota; Viridiplantae; Streptophyta; Marchantiopsida; Marchantiales; Marchantiaceae
Source: the annotation of a GenBank genome assembly